Yarrowia lipolytica CLIB122 is the source of this 1137-nucleotide messenger RNA. RefSeq lists its product as uncharacterized. The record is from RefSeq and is a predicted model, not a curated record. Gene Ontology annotation, biological process: proteolysis. Gene Ontology annotation, molecular function: aspartic-type endopeptidase activity. Lineage: Eukaryota; Fungi; Ascomycota; Dipodascomycetes; Dipodascales.
AUGUUCUUUUCGUUCCCUGCUCUUCUGGCUCUUCUGGCUCUCUCAGCUCUUUCAGUAGCUGCACCCUCCAACCCCAAGGUGGUGUCUAUGGAUGUCUCUAAAAAGACAUACCUAGGGUCGGUCAAGGGGAGACCUGGGGUCUAUAUUUCCACAUACAUCAGUGUGGGCACUCCUCCUCAGUCAUUCGAAGUCAGCUUUGAUACAGGAUCUUCUGAUCUAUGGAUACCAGCCGUGGGUGAUGACCAAACUGGAGGUCCAGGGCUCUUCAACCCCCAGGCUUCCUCCACGUUCAAAUCUUUAGGAACCAGUUUCAACGCGGCAUACGUCGGAGGAACAGCCCAGGGAUACUGGGUGACCGAUAAUGUCAACGCAGCAGGCCUGUCUCUGUCCAAUCUGCAACUUGGAGCUGUUUCUAACAUGCAAGACCAGAAGCAAGGAAUCUUGGGUGUGUCUUUCAAGCAAGUAGAAAUGUCGGUACGAAAUGGACAACCCCAGUACUACAACUUUCCGUUUUCCGCCAAAGAACAGGGCUUUAUUGACCAUGUGCUCUACUCUCUCCAUUUUGACGGUCCCCAUUCUCCUGACGGAACCUUUCUACUGGGAGGUAUUGACCACGCCAAAUACUCUGGAGAUCUCCAUUACUACAACGUCGCCAACCCCAGUGCAGGUCCCCAGAUUAAUUUCAAGAGCCUCGUACUUGACGGACACGAACUCGACUUCAAUCUGCCGGUCACACUGGACUCAGGGUCGCUAGCUAUUGCCUUUCCAGACACCCAGUUCAGAGCUAUAGGAAGCGGGCUUAACCUGACCAACUACAACAAAGAUAUGGGUCUGUAUUAUAUCGACUGUCAAGCGGAGAUCUCCGUGGACUUCAAAUUCGACGGACUCACAAUCUCAGCCAACUCUUCGUCUUUGGUACUGCCCAUGGGAUUCUUCUCAGGGGACACCACAGACCCUUCAUGUGUACUGGGAGUGCAAAACUCUGCCCUUUAUGAAUCUCCGAAUGAUGCUGUUCUCGGAGAACCUUUCCUUAAGAACGCCUACGUCGUCUACGAUUUGGAGGACUACAGCAUUGGACUAGCUCCUGCUGUCUACACCGACAAGUCUGAUGUUCAAGCUGUCUCCCGCACAUUGUAA